AUGCUUGACAACAUGGACGCCGCCGCUGCCGCCGCCGCCUUUGGCUGCGGCAAGCUGCAGCCGCACCUCGACAAGGCCGACUGCGAGCACACGGCGCGGAUCGGCAUGGCCGGGCAGGGUAUUAACUCCCUGCGCCCCAACGGCAAGGCGUGGAUCGGCUCCGGCGGGCCCAACACCUUCAAGUUCACCAACCGCGCGACGACGCACCCGUCGCCUGUGCCCGUAACGCUCGUGCUCUGGGCGUGGGACCACGACCGCGACUACCAAGCCAUCGUCGUCGUUUUGGUGGCGGACGGCGUGGUCAGCGGCUUUGCAGCGCUCAACAACCACGCGACGGUGCUGAGCGGCGCCGGACUGGUGUACAACACCUGGGGCGAGUUCAACACCGAGGGCGCCGGCACGGUGGACGUGUCGCGCGAGGUCAACGCGCGCGGCAACGCAAUGUCGAUCCGCGCGUCGAACGGCUGCGAGUCCAACAUGGGCAAGUGCGUGUUUGUGUGCAAGAAUGGCGGCGUCGGCCAUUGCGGCGACGCGGGGUCCUAUCAUCUUACCAACUGCGGCCCGGCGAACCGGGCCGCACACGGAUAA
Cordyceps fumosorosea ARSEF 2679 is the source of this 588-nucleotide messenger RNA. RefSeq lists its product as hypothetical. Lineage: Eukaryota; Fungi; Ascomycota; Sordariomycetes; Hypocreales; Cordycipitaceae. The transcript is spliced from 2 exons. The record is from RefSeq and is a predicted model, not a curated record. The coding region runs from base 1 to 588 and encodes 195 amino acids.